Phalacrocorax carbo (great cormorant) is the source of this 3514-nucleotide messenger RNA. NCBI's taxonomy places the organism in Eukaryota, Metazoa, Chordata, Aves, Suliformes, Phalacrocoracidae. The record is from RefSeq and is a predicted model, not a curated record.
CAGGAUCAGGGACUGUGUGAGAGCCGGAGCUGGCGGCAGCAGCAUGCGUGCGGCGUCUGAGGCUCAGGGCGCGAGAACCACGUAAGGUGCCCGCCGGAGCUUCCCCCCUCGCCUGCCUCUGCUUCCCCCAGCAGAAACUUCACGGCUCCCUUGCACACAGUCCGGGCUUCUCCGGGGGAGCUUGGCGCCGACAGCCGCAUGCAUGACACUCCGAAAAGGAGAGAAAAUGACCAUAAGUAUCCAGGAGCACAUGGCUAUUGACGUCUGCCCCGGCCCCAUCAAACCCAUCAAGCAAAUCUCCGACUACUUCCCCCGCUUUCCCCGCGGGCUCCCCGCCGCCGUCGGCCGCAGCACUGCCCUGCGCUCCGCCGUCAGCCAGCCCUCCGUCAGCCCCGCCGAGGCCCCCCGCGAGGAGGACGAGGAUGUGGACCAGCUUUUCGGGGCGUAUGGCACGACACCCGCGGAACAGCCGGCCAAGUGCCAAGCACCUGAGGAGGUGGUGGACCCCGAGGGCUACGAGUCCGACGACUGCACCACGCUGGGGACGCUGGAUUUCAGCUUGCUCUAUGAUCAAGAAAACAACGCUCUCCACUGCACAAUCAAUAAAGCCAAGGGCCUGAAGCCAAUGGACCAUAAUGGUUUGGCCGAUCCAUACGUCAAAUUGCACUUGCUUCCCGGAGCCAGUAAGGCGAAUAAGCUGAGAACCAAAACACUGCGCAACACACUAAACCCCACCUGGAACGAGACGCUCACCUACUACGGCAUCACCGACGAGGACAUGAUCCGCAAGACCCUACGGAUCUCAGUCUGUGAUGAGGACAAGUUCCGCCACAACGAGUUCAUUGGGGAGACGCGGAUCCCGCUGAAGAAACUGAAGCCCAACCAGACCAAAAACUUCAACAUCUGCCUGGAGAAGCAGCUGCCAAUAGAUAAAACAGAGGACAAGUCGCUGGAGGAGCGCGGCCGGAUCCUCAUCUCCCUCAAGUACAGCUCACAGAAGCAGGGGCUGCUGGUGGGCAUCAUCCGCUGCGCCCACCUGGCUGCCAUGGACGCCAACGGCUACUCCGACCCCUACGUCAAAACUUACUUGAAACCAGAUGAGGACAAGAAAUCAAAGCAUAAGACAGCGGUGAAGAAGAAGACGCUGAACCCUGAGUUCAAUGAGGAGUUUUGCUAUGAGAUAAAGCAUGGCGACCUGGCGAAAAAGACCUUGGAAGUCACAGUGUGGGACUACGAUAUCGGGAAAUCAAACGAUUUCAUAGGUGGAGUCGUGCUAGGAAUUAAUGCCAAAGGCGAGCGGCUGAAGCACUGGUUCGACUGCCUGAAAAACAAGGACAAGAAAAUCGAGCGCUGGCACACGCUAACAAACGAGCUUCCCGGGGCUGUCCUCAGCGACUGAGCGCCACGGGGCCGCUCCCGGGGCAGGCACAGCUCUGCCGGCCACGGCCUUUGGACUUCUCUCGUUUACGGCUUUGGAUACGGGGGGAUCGUGGUACCGGGGCAGCCGGGAGAGCGGGACACCCCACACCAGGGCCUGGCUGCAGGGAAACCCUUCCCAGGGAAGAAGGCAGCGGCGGUUUGCUCUGCUCAGCAGGUCCCGGCCCCUAAGGCUUUUCCAAAAUGCCUCUUUGCACCCUGACAGACUCACACGCCCACUCACGAGCAUGCACACGCGUGCUCACACACGCACGCACGUGUGCACACGCACACGGACACCACACGCCUGCAUGCACUGCAGUUCUGACUCCUCUCCUAACUCUUUGCUCUACUGAAUUACCUUCUCGCUGCCUUGCAAUUCAGUGGCAAAAAUGAAUGCAUCAGUCUCCGUUCGUGUAUCUAAUAUGAGCAAAAGGUGUCACUAAAAACUGGAACUAUUUUCUCAAGGCAAUUGUGCCAUAUUUCUGGUGGUUUGUCAGUCUCUGUGGUUUGGGCCUAAACAGUCUUUUAUGCAUUUAAUGCUCCGCCGUUGGAAUGAUUGUGUCCCCUGAUAAUCUAGGAAGACUGUUUGCUUUUCUUCCAGAAAUGUUGUGCUCAUCCUCUCCAAUAACCCAUGUGAAGUUACCCAGCAAGCUGAAAGCGCUGUGCAGACCACGGCUUCCCUCUUGCGGUCCCUGGGGUCGGGUGGCUUCACAUUUGCAGAAGUGGGGGGUGAAAUAAAAAGCUCAGCAAAGUCGCCGGCUGUUCCAUCUUCCUGGGACCGGCAGAGAAGUCUCGCUCUGCCCUUGCAGCAGCUGCUCUCCUAAUGAAACCUUGCCUUCCCGCCCAGAGCCAUGCAGCUGGGCUUCAGCACCGCUAUUUUUCCAGCAAAGCCAGCUUUCAGGCUAUCUUUUUCUAUCACUGUUCCCUUAUUUAUCAUUUUCCGAUUCAUGCCAUUACCUAAAACCCAACCAAGGCACUUUACGGUGCAAGCUGCUGGCGUGCAGCGAGCUGAGCCUCGGGGCCAAGCCGGCAUCAUGUUUGCAGAGAUGCCCAGCUCCAGCACAGCCACCAGGUUGGUCCAUUUCCUGCCUCAAAGAGCAUCUAAACCAAAUUUCUGUGUACGGCACAGCAAUAAUAGAAUAAUAUUACUAUACUAAUCCCAGCUCGCAUCCUCUGUGACCCUCCCUGGCUGAUCUCUGCUUCCUCCUCCCACGGGACGCUGACACGCUUUGUCGUGGUCACUCGAGAGCCGGCGCCCGGUGGGAUGAGCGAACUUUCUGCGAAACGCUGCACCUCGGCAGACACUUCUGAAGCCUUUAAACCAUGAUUUCUUAGGAAGAGCUGCUGUUUUCCCCAUCAGCCUCAAUUACCUACAGCUUCUGAGCCCUGUAGCUCUGUGUGUGUGUGUGUUGCUGACUUCUUUUAUUUUCUUUUUUUGGAAAGCAAUCGCAUCUCUGGAAACCUAUGUUUACUUUUCAAAGUGAUGACCUUGUUUGAUAUGGGGGAGGGGGGGGACACCAACGUUCAUAGGGGCUUUUUUAAUAACUUAAUAUUUGUAAUGCAUUCUCCAGAUAUGCAUGGAUUUUAUUCGAAUGCCGGCAGCGUGUCAAGUAGGAUGUUCCCAGUAAUCCUCUCUGUCUGUCACUGGUCCAGCACCUUAAAACCUGGUUUGGGUCUGAGCUUCCAGAAGAGCGAUGGGAGCGCCGCGUUGGCUGUGCCUCCCUUUCCUCGCAAAGUUACUUUCAAUCCACCGUUUGUUUCAGCACCUCUUGCCAUGAAACUGGUUUAUGCCUGAGGUGGAGUAGGACGUGGUGUGGUGUGUGUGUGUGGAUUCCUCCUCUUUGUAUCCCAGUCUUUUCUAAGCGGACGGUCCGUCUGUCCGUCCCAGCUGCAUGCAGAGUGGUGGUCGUCAUGCCAGGCCUCGUGAAAUGUUUGAUACUGAUGUUUUGCUACCAUGUGAAGGCUGCAGAAACUGUCCUUACCUGCAUCCUAAAAGACUUUUGUAUUUCAGUAUUAUCUAUCUGUGUACUUUUUGUCAGAUUUGUUAAUAUUUAUAAUGAGAACCCAAAAUAAAAAGGGGGAAAAAAAAAAAGUC